This is a messenger RNA of Suillus plorans, 1443 nucleotides long. Its product is annotated as flavonol synthase/flavanone 3-hydroxylase. Gene Ontology annotation, molecular function: dioxygenase activity. The record is from RefSeq and is a predicted model, not a curated record. Bases 1 to 1020 code for a protein of 339 amino acids. NCBI's taxonomy places the organism in Eukaryota, Fungi, Basidiomycota, Agaricomycetes, Boletales, Suillaceae. The transcript is spliced from 8 exons.
AUGCCAGGUACCGUCUCACUCCAACCCACUGCAAUCCCAAUUAUCGACUUUGCAUGCUUCGGGGAUGGUACUUCCCCAGAAGCGACAGAGAUAGGAAAGCAAUUAGUGAAAGCGUGUCGAGAAGUCGGAUUUGCAUACUUUCGCAACACUGGUAUACCUCAGGCGGAGGUGGAUUGUAUGUUUGAAUGGAGCAGUAGGUUAUUCUCGCUUCCAAUCGAAACAAAAUUAUUGGCUCCGCAUCCUAAAGAGGGAUGGAAACACCGGGGAUAUAGCGGGGUUGGUAGGGAGCAAAUUUCACAAAUGGUGUUCGACCCAACGCAGCUCGCCGAGAUACGGAAACAAACUCCUGAUCACAAAGAAUCGUUUGAUAUUGGACGCAAUGAUUGCUCACACAUGUCCAAUGUGUGGCUCCCGGAGGAAGUCCUUCCGGGCUUCAAAGACGCAGCAUCUGCUUUCUUUGAUACAUGCCGUCGCUUUGAGAUCGAGAAGUUGCUACCUGCAUUAUCUCUAGGACUCGAGCUCCCUGGCGGAGGCAAAUUCCUGGAAAAAUACCACCAACAAGCAGAGAAUCAGCUGCGAUUAUUGCAUUAUCCAGCUGUGCCUGCAGAGGUAUUCGCACGCGGUGAGAAAGGAAGAAUCGGUGCACACACGGAUUAUGCAAUGGGCACGAUUUUGUUUCAAGAUGAUGUUGGGGGACUUGAAGUUGAGAGCCCUCAUGGUUCAGGAAAUUUCGUUGCUGUGUCACCCAUUCCGGGCACUGUUGUUUUCAAUAUAGGAGACUUUUUGAUGCGGUGGUCAAACGAUACCCUUAAAUCAACAUUGCACCGCGUGCGUGCGCCCCCGAAUGAUGGAAAGUUAGAAAUGAUCAAGGAGCGCUUCUCGAUCCCAUAUUUUAUGUCUUCUGACAGAGAUAUUUUGAUUGACUGCCUCCCUGGCUGUUGGGACGAAGACAGGCCGAAGAAGUACGAGCCUGUGACAGCAGGGGCGUAUAUUGACAUGCGGCUUGAUGCUACGUAUUAAUGAUUUACCGACAUGGCAUGAUUCUGUUUGAAUGUUGAAUGGAUGGUGAAGAUCUUUCCUGGACCUUUUACUUCUUGUUCCGAUUUCGCCAUAACGUCUGUACCUUCUGAUGUCAUUCGUUGGUCAUCUCGGUCAUGAUUUCAAAAUGCUGGUGCGCUGCAAUAACCCAAUUUGCUCUGCCACGUUAAUAUCAUUAGAUAUUCAUAUCACCGAUCGAUACAUGGGCGCAUUACUCCCCAGACCUCAAUUUAAUUGGCUACACUACUGCGCAUUGCAUAUAGCGGGAGCCUCAUCAGUUUGUGAAACAGGUGGGCUUUACAAGAUGAAACAUUUAUAUUGAGAUAGUACCUUGUACUCGAAAAUACUAAAGCCACCAUCGCAAACGUAGCAGUGGUAUUUCCAACCAAAUCGCGCACCAGUGGC